UACAACUCCGACCUGCGUAACCUCAAACUGACAGCCGGCUCGCGAACAAUUACUAUCAAGAAAAUUUUUUAUAAAUAUUAAGUUAGAACAAAUUAUUAAAAAUGGUUGUAAGAAAGUAUGAAGAUGAGUUAAAAUAUCUCGAAAAAAUUAAUGAUUACUGCUGGCGUAUAAAAAUGGGAUUUCAACCAAAUAUGAAGGUCGAAGGAGUAUUUUACGUGAACAAAACCUUAGAAAAACUAAUGUUAGAAGAGCUUCGAAAUUCCUGCCGCCCUGGAGCAGUUGGCGGAUUUCUACCCGGAGUGAAGCAAAUCGCGAACGUAGCAGCGCUACCAGGAAUAGUCGGAAGGUCAGUAGGGCUCCCAGACGUGCAUUCAGGCUACGGCUUCGCGAUAGGAAACAUGGCAGCAUUCGACAUAAACGACCCGAAGUCCAUAGUCUCCCCAGGAGGCGUAGGCUUCGACAUAAACUGCGGAGUCCGUUUGCUGAGAACGAAUCUCUGGGAAAGAGACGUGGCUCCAGUGAAGGAACAAAUAGCCCAAAGCAUGUUCGACCACAUUCCAGUGGGAGUGGGUUCCAAGGGGAUAAUUCCCAUGAAGGCAGCCGACCUGGAGGAGGCUCUGGAGAUGGGAAUGGACUGGUCGCUCCGCGAAGGGUACAGCUGGGCGGAAGACAAGGAGCACUGCGAAGAGUACGGGCGAAUGCUCAACGCAGAUCCUUCAAAGGUUUCUGAACGCGCGAAAAAACGCGGACUUCCCCAGCUUGGAACUCUCGGUGCCGGGAACCAUUACGCGGAAAUCCAAGUGGUUGAUGAAAUUUUUGACAAGUCAGCGGCCUGCAAGAUGGGGAUCGAAGAGAAAGGCCAGGUUUGUGUGAUGAUUCACUCAGGAAGCCGCGGGUUCGGCCACCAGGUGGCGACUGACGCUCUAGUAGCCAUGGAGAAGGCGAUGAAGCGUGAUAACAUUGAAACAAAUGAUAGGCAGCUGGCUUGCGCUCAUAUUAAUUCUCAGGAAGGUCAGGAUUAUUUAAAAUCAAUGGCUGCUGCGGCGAACUUCGCCUGGGUGAACCGCAGCUCCAUGACCUUCUUAAGUCGACAAGCUUUUGCUAAGCAGUUCCACAUGGCUCCCGAUGACCUGGACAUGCAGGUUAUCUACGACGUGUCUCAUAAUAUCGCCAAGGUUGAAGAACACCUAGUUGAUGGCAAGCUCAAGACUCUCCUGGUUCACAGGAAAGGUUCUACCCGCGCUUUUCCCCCUCACCAUCCUCUCAUUCCGGUGGAUUAUCAGUUAACAGGACAGCCGGUGCUUAUUGGAGGAACUAUGGGAACCUGCAGCUAUGUUCUCACUGGAACUGCACAGGGCAUGCGCGAAACUUUCGGUUCCACUUGCCACGGCGCUGGUCGCGCACUCUCUAGGGCCAAGUCGCGCAGGAAUCUUGAUUAUCAAGACGUGCUGAAUAAAAUGGAAAGCAUGGGGAUUUCUAUUAGGGUCGCUUCUCCGAAGCUGGUUAUGGAGGAAGCCCCGGAGUCUUAUAAGAAUGUUACUGAUGUUGUUGAUACUUGUCACGCUGCUGGCAUUUCGAAGAAGUGUAUCAAGUUACGGCCUAUUGCGGUUAUUAAGGGAUGAUUUGGGGUUUUCGUGAACUCUGGAGUCUUUCGUGAUCAUUCUUUUGAGCUUCGAAGUUGGUGAUGUGCACAGAAGAAUCAAAUUUCUUGUGCCAAAAAAAUUUUAAGGAAGACAGAAGUUAUUUUAGAGCAAGAAAUUUUCUUGGCUCA
Cotesia glomerata is the source of this 1771-nucleotide messenger RNA. RefSeq names its product RNA-splicing ligase RtcB homolog (gene RtcB). The record is from RefSeq and is a predicted model, not a curated record. Gene Ontology annotation, cellular component: tRNA-splicing ligase complex; nucleus. The transcript has 2 exons. Gene Ontology annotation, molecular function: RNA ligase (ATP) activity. Gene Ontology annotation, biological process: tRNA splicing, via endonucleolytic cleavage and ligation. Bases 102 to 1622 code for a protein of 506 amino acids. Lineage: Eukaryota; Metazoa; Arthropoda; Insecta; Hymenoptera; Braconidae.